AUGGCAUUGUUUCAAAGAAACUCCGUCAACCGAAAAAUGGAACUCAACCGAGAACAUUUUCGCGCCAUAAUUUAUUACAACUUUCAGAGACAAAUAUCGCAACAAGAAUGCCUUGCUGAGUUACUGUCUGUUUUCGACAACGAAGCGCCACAUCAGUCGACAAUUGCCCGUUGGUAUGAAGAAUUCAAACGUGGACAGGUGAGUCUUAGGGUGGGUGCACCAAAAACGUCAGUCACCCAGGAAAACGUCGAUGCUGUGCGCAAACUCAUCAUUGAAGAUAGACAUGUGACAUAUCGCGAGAUUGAGGCAAAAUUAGUUUCUCCCAGGGUUAAUUGGUGUCAAAAAACGCUUGACCGUUUCAAUUCCGGAAACUCAAAAAAUGUGUACAGCAUUGUUAGUGCUGAUGAAUCGUGGAUUUACUGUUAUGAGCCAGAAAAUAAACGACAGUCGGCUGUUUGGGUGUUCCAACGUGAAGAAAAGCCAACAAAAGUCAUCCGUUCUCGAAGUGUUUCGAAAAAGAUGGUCUCGACAAUUAUGUCAAAAGCGGGUCAUAUUGCAACAAUUCCUCUUAUCAUCACCCAGCUUCGAAAAACCAACCCCGAAAGAAGAAUCAUCCUCCACCAAGACAAUGCAAGCUCGCACACAGCCCAAAAAACAAGGCAGUAUUUAACGGAAGCAAACGUGGAAUUAUUGGACCAUCCUCCAUAUAGUCCCGAUCUAAGUCCUAACGAUUUCUUUACUUUCCCGAAAAUUAAAAACAGACUGCAUGGUCAAAGGUUCCAGUCACCAGAAGAAGCAGUUGACGCAUUCAAAAAUGCCGUUUUGGAUCUGCCAGCAAACGAGUGGAAUAAGUACUUCGAAAAUUGGUCCGAGCGCAUGCAGAUGUGUAUUAAUCUUCACGUAUGA
This is a messenger RNA of Acanthoscelides obtectus, 906 nucleotides long. Lineage: Eukaryota; Metazoa; Arthropoda; Insecta; Coleoptera; Chrysomelidae. The record is from the annotation of a GenBank genome assembly.